GCUAAAAAUAUGAUAUACAGUCAGGACUACGCCCGCUCCAUAGACGAUGUGCGCACUAUUGUUCGGCACGCUAAGCUCGAUCACAAAAAUCUGACCAAUGUUGCCCAGGCCAUUUAUUAUCCCACGGAAAGCGAGGGCCAUGAUUUGAGCAACAUCAAGCUGCUCGAGGUGGAUGAGCAUAUACUUGGCGAGCUUAAAACUGGCAGUGAAAUGUGUUUCAAGGGUGCGUUGAACGAGAAGGUAGUUUUCUGCACCGAAUCACGCACCUACGAGGUGAAAGAGGCGGAAAUAUCGAACAGUUUGCUGUUGGUGAAGAACCUUAAGCUUGCUCAGGCCACCAGCCGAUCACCGAUCAAAAGUCCCAAGAGUGGUGUGAACACAUCGAUGGACAGCAGCAUAGAGGAGGAGGAUGGCGAAACGAUCGACACGAUCGAUGAGGUGGAACGAAAGGAUGUGGUGCAAAUAUUCCACGAUUAUUUCGAGCUGCGCCAGGUGAAGCCAAAGUACCGGAAAAUCAUCGAUCUGCUUCGUUUGACCCGGUACGCUGGGCCGGAGAAUGAGCAUCUGAUCGAGCGAUCGUUGCUGUUCCGGUUUAAGCAGUUGCUCGAUACAGUACAGUGCAGCAAGGAAGAGUUUCAUGAAGGUCUAAAAAAAUAUCGCGCAAUUGAGAUUGAAGAUCGUGUGCGAAUGUUGGACUUGGAAUACGAAUAUCGAGUACUCACCUUGCUCCUAUCAGUGGUGGCGGAAAAUUCUUGGCAACCCGACGCAAUCGACAAGGAAGUCACGCUGGAAGCAAUGCAGGGCAUCAUACCGUACGAGAUAGUGGAUGGCAUAUUCGACGUCUACACCUGCCCCAGUGAACGCAUUCCGGACCGGUUCCAGUAUCGUGAGGAUCUCGUGUGCGCCCUUUUCGCUGAAAAGAUCCUUCAACAUGGCUUAAAGUUUCACAUCGAUGAAUUUCUUGUCACGUGGCAGGAAGCGUUGCCAGACGGGUUCGAAGCAAACGAGCAGUAUCUGCGUGGCAUCGGCAUUGUCGAUCGGGAGGGUAGUGUGCCGUGCGUGCGAGGCCUUAACGAAGCAGAUCUUCCCAUGAAUCUACUGGGUCGGCUCGACAUGCUGUUCCGGACGAAAGAACGAUGGAAUUUGGAACAGAUCGAACCGUACAUUGAGUGCUUUGCGACACCAACGGUAGGUGUUACCUCCAUUCUGGCCAAGUACACACGUUCGCUGGUCGUAAAAGGUGUUCGGAUGUACGUGUCGAAGCAUUAGGAG
Messenger RNA from Anopheles maculipalpis, 1272 nucleotides. RefSeq names its product sister chromatid cohesion protein DCC1. Bases 10 to 1269 code for a protein of 419 amino acids. The transcript has 3 exons. The record is from RefSeq and is a predicted model, not a curated record. Gene Ontology annotation, cellular component: Ctf18 RFC-like complex; chromosome, centromeric region; nucleus. NCBI's taxonomy places the organism in Eukaryota, Metazoa, Arthropoda, Insecta, Diptera, Culicidae. Gene Ontology annotation, biological process: mitotic sister chromatid cohesion; maintenance of mitotic sister chromatid cohesion.